AUAUACAUAUCAAAACCACGGCAAAACCUUAUUCAAAGGGCAAAGGGCAAAACUGGGCAAAACAGACAUAAGAGAUUAAAUAAAAUAUGAAAAGUAAACAGAUCAAAUUGUUUUAAUGGCAAAAUGCAAUGUAUUCACAUAAGUAGAAAACAAGCAGUUCUUCUUUUACUUACGUUUCUCGUCAACAAUAUAAACACAGUAAAUAAUGAGAUACCUUCAUCAAACGAAGAACAUAAUACAACUGAUGCAAGCAGACCUAAAAAUACAAACCAAGCAGUAAAUUUUGUACUAACUUGUCCUCCAGAUUUAGAAUGCAGGCAUCUUCCAAUACAAUGUUUAGAUUGCAAAUUAAGAGAAAACUGUACAUAUGGGGAAGACAACAUAGCUGAAUGCAAUACCAAGUCUCAAGUAAAAUGUAGAGGAGAACAAAUCUUCAAAAAGAAAUAUUUAUGUAGAUAUUGCUACCAAACAGAACAUUGGGAACAUACUUGUGAAAUGAAAGCCACUUGUGAGUCUGUUGCAUCUCCUAGGGAUAUUUACAUAACAAAUUGUACUGUUUCUGAAGAUAUACUCUGCUUAGGGCACCGUACUUUUAACAAAAAAGUAAAAUGUAACUGGACUGGUGGUUAUAGAUGGUCAACAGCCUUGGCUCUUAGUAUAACUCUAGGGGGUUUUGGAGCAGACAGAUUUUAUUUGGGUCAUUGGCAGGAGGGUAUAGGUAAAUUAUUCAGUUUUGGAGGACUGGGAGUUUGGACUAUCAUAGAUGUUAUUUUAAUUUCUUUGCAUUAUUUAGGUCCAGCUGAUGGUUCACUUUAUUUAUAACUUUCUUAUGAAAGCUUAAUAUUUUAAUGUUAAUCUUUUUAGUUAUUUUUUUUCUUAGUCAAGAGUUAUAUAGUGUCUUCUAACUUAAAACUUUAUUUAUUCUUUUUCAGUUUAAUUUUUACUUUUUAUAAUACGCUGUUACAUAUAGGCCUGAAGGAUGACAAAAUUAUUCAUGUUUUCAAUAUAAAAACUGCAUUAAUACAAAUACAAACCAUUUAUUGUUUUAACAUUUUAAAUAGAUGUACAUAUAUAAUUAAAAAUCAAAUCACAUACAUUCCAUAUGAAAAUAGUUAAAAAAUUGAUGUGACUAUGUAAAAUUGUAUAAUACCAUACUUAGGUGCAAUUACAGUAAAUAACAUUGAAGUAGAUAUCAGAUAUUCUUAAAAAACAAAGUACAAUAAAAGAUAAAUUGAUAAAAUAAUUCGAAUUUGUAUUAUUUUAUCAAUAUAUAAAACGUUUAUCCCUAAUAUACUUCUGGUUGAAAUUUAUGAGAAAGUUAUUUUUGAGCAAAUAAAGGAAUGAAUAUGUUUACAAAUAUUUAAUAGGAACUAAUUAU
Sitophilus oryzae (rice weevil) is the source of this 1378-nucleotide messenger RNA. It is a transcript of the gene amx, whose product is annotated as TM2 domain-containing protein almondex. The coding region runs from base 124 to 822 and encodes 232 amino acids. The transcript is spliced from 6 exons. The record is from RefSeq and is a predicted model, not a curated record. Lineage: Eukaryota; Metazoa; Arthropoda; Insecta; Coleoptera; Curculionidae.